Rubroshorea leprosula is the source of this 974-nucleotide messenger RNA. Lineage: Eukaryota; Viridiplantae; Streptophyta; Magnoliopsida; Malvales; Dipterocarpaceae. The record is from the annotation of a GenBank genome assembly.
AUCCAAAAAAAGGCCGAAGUCUUCUUCCUCAACCCACUUUCGGCUUUUUCCCUCUCAGCUCUCGAAUCUUCCUCCAACAGCCAACGGUUUCAUCCCCAAAACCAGCCGGCAGCCACAUGCCGACCAUCAUGCCAUCACCGCGCCCUACCCACCCUCUCACCGAGCCUGUGCCCCUACCCCCCUCUGCACGAACCAGCCAUCACCCUCCUCUGCACGAACCAGCUCCCUCUUCCCUCUGCACCGUGCCUUCCUCUCCCAGAUGUCUCCUCUGCGCCCAGAUCUAGUGCAAUGAUGUACUCCUGCACCCCUCCUCUGCCGAGCCCAGAUCUGCACUCAUCACCCCCCUGCACACCGCGCCCCGCCCCAAUCACACCCCCUGCACACCGCACCCUGCCUCCAAUCCUACGCCUCACGCUACAGUCAACAGAGGAUGGGACAGACGCCUGCAAAAUGACUGUUCUGCGAGGUCAAUUUUGGCCCCAUUCGAUCCACAGUAGGAAGAAAGAGGACAAAUCGGAAGGUUAGGAAGAGGGGUUCUUUUUUUGUUUUUUUUUUUUAUGGCUUGUGUGGGUAUAAAUAGAAGUCUUUAGAUUUGGAAUAGGGGGGUUUUUGUUUGUUUUUGGUCUGAAUCUGGGUGGCCGGAGGUGGGAAUAAGAGGAAGAGGAUCUCGAAUUUCCAGAGCUCAUCAAAGGAGAUUGUGCAUUCUUGGGUUUAUUUUCUUCCUGUCUUGGGUAAAAAAAAAAAUCCCUUUAAGAAUCUGCCAUUUUAUUUCUUUGUGAUUUGUUGUUGAAGUCUAUUUCUUGGGUUUAAUAUUAGAUUUGUGUAUGUUUGCUGGAAAUGAAUGAAAAAUCAAGGAAUGAUGCAGCUAAAAAGAACUUUGCCGUGGGUGUUUUUUUUCUUAUUUUUUGGGUUGAUGUUUUUCUACAUUUUUUAAGCUGUAUGUGUUUACUGGGGAAUGAAUGAAAAUCUUUCUU